GCCCGUAUGUGGGCGGUUUGGUGAGGGGAAGGACAGCAGUGCCCUGAAAGCGGCGUUUGGGAAAGGAAGGGCCUGGAGCUGCCUGUGUGGGGGUGACGGUUUCACACUCUCUUGUGCACUUUCCUAAUCCCCUCUCUGACAGUCGAAAUGGUGAUACCGCACGUGGACAUGGACACUGCUCAUAUAGCUAACGCCCUGCCAGAGCCAGCGCCCAGCGCCCAGGCGGAGCCGGCGCCGCGUGUGUACUUCCCAGAGACGUGGCUGUGGGACCUGGUCCCUGUGGGCGAGGGGGGCUCGACGGACGUCCCGCUCUCGGUGCCCGACACCCUCACGCAGUGGAAAGCCGGGAUGUUCUGCACGGCGGAGGGGGGCUUUGGGCUCUCCCCCACGGCCACCCUCACAGUCGUCAAGCCCUUCUUUGUGGAGCUGGCCUUGCCGUACUCCGUGGUCCGGGGAGAGGCCUUCACCCUAAAGGCCACCGUCUCCAACUCCCUGCAGCAGUGCAUCAAGGCAUCUCCGCCUGGCUCCGCAGGGGAGGUGAACUUCACCGUCAGCACGGAGGCCCUGCGCACCGAGGAGCUGUGCGGCACGGAGCUGGCCGUGGUGCCGGCCCAGGAGCUAGUGGACACCGUGAUCAAGCCCCUGCGGGUCCUGCCGGGGGGGAUCCUGGAGGAGAAGUCGCACAGCUCCCUGCUCUGCCAGGAAGCGUCCGAAGAAAUCUCCUUGCAGCUGCCUGCGAACGUCCUGGCGGGGUCCGAGCGAGCCCACGUGACUGUCCUGGGAGACAUAAUGGGCGCGGCUCUGCAGAACAUAGACCGCCUGCUGGCCAUGCCCUACGGCUGUGGAGAGCAGAACAUGGUCCGGUUCGCUCCCAACAUCUACAUCCAGCAGUACCUGGAGAAGAGCGGGCAGCUGAGCCCGGAGAUCAGAGACAAGGCCCAGGGAUUCCUGCAGAGCGGGUACCAGCGCCAGCUUCGCUAUAAGCACAAGGACGGCUCGUACAGCGCCUUCGGGGAGAGCGACUCCACGGGCAACACCUGGCUGACGGCCUUCGUCCUCAAGUCCUUUGGCCAGGCCAGACCCUACAUCUUCAUCGACGAGAAACACCUAAAGGACGCUCUUGGGUGGCUGCAGCGUCACCAGCUGGAGAGCGGCUGCUUCCGCAGCGUGGGGAAGCUGCAGAACAACGCCCUGCAGGGCGGCAUCGUGGAUGAAAUCUCUCUCUCGGCUUACGUCACGGCAGCGCUGCUGGAGCUGGGGCAGCCGCUCACGGACCCCACGGUGACCAGGGCCCUCCAGUGCCUCCAGGAGUCCUCGCGCACCAGUGACCUCUACACGCGGGCGCUGCUGGCCUACGCCUUCGGGCUGGCGGGGCGCACGGAGCUGCGGGACGCCCUUCUGCAGAGCCUGGCCCAGCACAGCGUCAGCGCCGGGGGACAGCUCCACUGGCGGAGGAAGGUGAAGGCCCUGCCCAGCCCCGGACCCUACUGGGACCAGGCCCCCUCGGCGGAGGUGGAGCUGACGGCUUACGUGCUCCUGGCCCAUCUCUCCCUGCCCAACGUGUCUGCUGCCGACUUGGCGACCGCCUCCCAGAUCGUCCGCUGGCUCAGCAAGCAGCAGAACCCCUACGGGGGCUUUGCCUCCACACAGGACACGGUGGUGGCCCUGCAGGCCCUGGCCAGAUACGCAGCCCUGACGUACAGCGCGAGCGGGACGGUGUCGGUGACCGUGAGCUCCCCGGCCAGGGCCCGGCAGCAAUUCCACGUGGAGAACGCCAACCGGCUGGUGCUGCAGCGAGCGGCCCUGCAGGAGAUCCCCGGGCAGUACACGGUGCAGGCCAGCGGCAGCGGCUGUGUCUUCGUGCAGAUGAUUCUGCGCUACAACGUGCCGCCCCCCAAGAGCUCCGCCACCUUUGAGCUGCGGGUGGAGACGGAGCCGAAGGAGUGCAGCGAGGGCGCCGCAUCCCGCUUCAGCCUGGCCCUGCACGCCCGGUACAGGGGGGAGCGCUCAGCCACCAACAUGGUCAUCGUCGAGGCCAAGCUGCCGUCCGGCUACGUCCCUGCCAAGAGCUCCCUGGGGCAGGUGAGACCAGACAGUGCCAGUCACACAGUCCGAAUCCAGGGACUGGUCCAUGGGGAGAGCCCAGCCCCCCAGGAGAACACAGAUUGCAGCUCUGACCCCCACAGACUGACGAAGGAGGUGGCAAGUUUCACCUUCUCCCUGGAGCAGGAUUUCCCUGUGAAGAAUCUCAGAGCAGCCCCUGUGAGGCUGUACGAUUACUACGAGCCGG
Messenger RNA from Pelodiscus sinensis (Chinese soft-shelled turtle), 2290 nucleotides. NCBI's taxonomy places the organism in Eukaryota, Metazoa, Chordata, Testudines, Trionychidae. The record is from RefSeq and is a predicted model, not a curated record.